This is a messenger RNA of Entamoeba dispar SAW760, 765 nucleotides long. RefSeq lists its product as uncharacterized. The transcript has a single exon. The record is from RefSeq and is a predicted model, not a curated record. The coding region runs from base 1 to 765 and encodes 254 amino acids. NCBI's taxonomy places the organism in Eukaryota, Evosea, Mastigamoebida, Endamoebidae.
AUGGAAAAAAUUAAUCGGUCAGAUGUCACUGACGGAUUAAGAAGACAAUUAAAAAAUAGUGUUGGCAAGAAGAAACAACAAUUUGUUCUACAACAAGAAGAAAGAGAAAAUGAAAGUGAUGAUAGCGAAGAAACCAAAUCUCAACUUUUAAUAAAAAAAAAGAAAUACGUUAAUCCAAUUGAAAAAUUUAGACCAAAGACAAAAAAAGACAAACAAGAAAAGAUAAACAAACACAAAGAAGCUAAAGUUGAAAUAAAAGAAGACCCAUCGAAAAAGAAUAGAUUUAAUCAAAUAGAAUCUUCAACAGAUGUUAUAAACGAAGGUAUUAAUCAACUAAAAGAAACAAAAACAAUACAAGAAAAAGAUAUAAAAGAAAUUAAUGAUUUAAAAGAAGAAGUUAUAAAAGAAAGUAAUAACUCAGAAGAAGAAUUAAUAAAAGAAAAAAAAGAAAUUCAACAACCCAAAAAAAAAUAUUCAAAGAAAUCAUCCCCUCAAUUAAUAAAUGAUGAAAUUACUUUAUUUGAGGAUGUUGAAGGAAAUAAAAAGGAAACUAACACUAGAGAUAUUAUUGAAACUUUUUCCCAUGAAUCACAACAAUCAAACCAACACUCAGAAAAACAUAAAAAUGAAAAAAAACCACAAAAAGGUGGAGAAGAAAAGAAAAGAAAGAAAACAAAAACAAGAAGUCGAAUGAAAAAUGUAAAAAAAGAUAAACGACCUGAUCAUUUGAAACCGUCAUAUCUUCAAAAUACUAAUAGUAAAUGA